Messenger RNA from Ogataea haglerorum, 1707 nucleotides. RefSeq lists its product as uncharacterized. Gene Ontology annotation, biological process: regulation of glycogen biosynthetic process. The transcript has a single exon. The coding region runs from base 1 to 1707 and encodes 568 amino acids. The record is from RefSeq and is a predicted model, not a curated record. Gene Ontology annotation, cellular component: protein phosphatase type 1 complex. Gene Ontology annotation, molecular function: glycogen binding; protein phosphatase 1 binding. Lineage: Eukaryota; Fungi; Ascomycota; Pichiomycetes; Pichiales; Pichiaceae.
AUGCCCUUUGUGCCUUCCCGCAAAACGGCAAAUCCAGGCCCCGCCUCAUCUUCCGAGAGCAUAUCAAGUAAUCCCGAACAAAAUUACCGAAGACGUUCAAGCGAUCCAAUCUCAAAGGAUGACUUGCCAUUGUCAAUCAGCUUCAUGAAGAGGCCUUCUAGAUCUAGCUUUUCGGGAGAGAGUGAUGAAAUCAUGAAACUCAACACCAUUUUGAACUCAAAAACACACUCUCCGCCGCCCUCCCAGGAAAUGCCCGAAUCCGAAGUCGAUUAUGAGUUCUCUCCAGAACCAAUACGUAGCCCAGCCUCGCUACCGGACUCCAAGUACCAGCUCAUGUCUCCGUUGGUGCGCAAGAAGUCGGGGGAGCUUGUUAAAUCGUCCCUCAAGCUCAAUUCUCUGGAUGGUAGCUCCAAAUCCCUACCCUCCACUCCAACAUACAAACAAGUGCAUUUUGGCGGAAACAUAGCUGUCAAGUAUUUUGAUGAAGCAGAUAAGCCGAGCUCCAUUAGCGCAGGCAACUCCCCUUUUGUUUCCGAUGACGAAUACAACUCAGAGUGCGAAUCUGACGAUGAUUAUUUUGGCCCCCAAGAUACAAUCUACAGCGUUUCAAAAGAGUAUGUUGAAUCUGGGAGCCAGAGGUCGAUUGAGAAGUUCAAGAAGCUAAUCAAGGCGUGGGACUUCAAUUCGGAUCAGUUCCGAAGAAUUUCCUACAGAGAUCAAAUUGAUAAAGAAACACCUGUUUUUCUAGAGAGGUGUUUUUUGAGCGUGGAUAAGACCGAACUGUUAGGACAAAUUGCCGUGAAAAACCUCUCAUAUCAAAAGUCUGUAACGGUUCGGUACACCUUCAACGACUGGGAGACGGCCAUCAAUAUGGAAGCUUCUUAUGUUCCAGACAUCCCAAGGCUACUGAAACGCGCGAACUACGAUAGGUUCAUUUUCAAACUAUCAGUUCCCACAUUAUUUUCACAGUUCUAUUCUAGCCACCAGCCGCUCGUCGACCAAGAUCCAUGUUUUUAUCUUUGUGUCCGAUACGUUUCCGAUGAUCAAAUUUUUUGGGAUAACAAUUAUAGGAAAAACUAUGAGUUGCGAUUCUCUACGGAGGCAUCUCGCGCCAAAGCACAUAGAAAAAGCUCUCAUCAUGAAAACAUGUAUUCAUCGAAGUUUCUUCGGAAAAGUGCCAGUUUUGAGGAUGUUUCAUCCGCAUUGGGUUCCAAAAACGCUUCGAACCCCAGAUCAUUUCCUGAACUGGACAAUGCUCUGAAAGACCUAAGUUUGCCAAAGCCUUCUAGAGCUGGACAACAUCAACAGAUCCCUUAUGAUUUCCACCAAGAAACAAUUUUAGAUAGCAGCAUGAACUCGCCGGGAACCCCAUUGAUUCUUCAAAAUGUUAGUGCUGCCCCUACAUUCACGGACUUAAUGUCGCCGUCUCUUCCUUUGAAAGUAAAAAAUGAGAACGAACCUAAUCAAAAUGAAAAGGAAAUCUCCCCAACCACAAAAGUGCCUGAAGAUAAAAUUCCGCCAGUUUCCGAGUAUACAGGUGCAGCCAACCAUUCGCGUAAACCAGAGAUCAACUCAAAAUCGUAUCAACAACUACUAGAGAAUUACUGUUUUUUUCAAGGCCCCUCCACUGUGUCUUCAUUUUUAGACAAUAACAACGCUAAUGAGAAGUCACAAGUUGACAACAAAUUUGGCCAUGAUUUCUAUUAA